Molecule: messenger RNA, 3239 nt
Organism: Podospora pseudocomata
Lineage: Eukaryota; Fungi; Ascomycota; Sordariomycetes; Sordariales; Podosporaceae
Gene: RAD3
Product: TFIIH/NER complex ATP-dependent 5'-3' DNA helicase subunit
Exons: 5
Coding region: 771-3149 (792 amino acids)
Biological process (GO): positive regulation of mitotic recombination; nucleotide-excision repair; transcription by RNA polymerase II
Cellular component (GO): nucleus
Molecular function (GO): hydrolase activity, acting on acid anhydrides, in phosphorus-containing anhydrides; ATP binding; DNA helicase activity
Source: RefSeq, a predicted model, not a curated record
GGAAAGGAGGGCGGGAUCGGAAUUGCCGUUCAUCCAUUUUCCAUCUCGAGAUAGGCAGUUGGUGAUGGUCUCAUCAGUAGAAGCGGGCAGAAAGGCAGUCGUCAAAGCGUUUCACCUAAACAGCUGUCAAGCAAGGGCGGUUUUGGCGUCUGCAUGACGAGGGAUUUCUCUUGUGUGUGAUGGAAAGACGGUUGAGCCGAGAGAGGAGGUGAUGUGGUUCACUUGAUGCGGUUCCAGAGUCGAGGAACCUUGACGACCAAGCGCUUGCAUUUGUUGCGCGGCCACCACGGGAUGCCCACCAGGUGCUGGGAUGGCACUUCCCGCCCCACUGUUGCCCUGGGCCUUGAUUGCUCACCUCGGUGAGUGGCUGAGAGCGGUUGGUCUCACCGAAGCUUUGACCACUGCGAAGCACUGACCUUGCUCGCGUCUUCAGUUCACUUCGCGUCGCCACCAGGCAGCGAGUCCACGUGAUUUCCUGACAUCGAUAGGUAUUCAACGACGACAACGGCGAGAUUGGCUUUGAGUUUUACGGUUUUGGCAGGCGUUCUGGUGUAAAGGGAAAACGGUUUACCGACAUCUGAUGGGCCAGAGGCAACAUUAAACAUUCACAGCACUGGGUAAUUCAGUGAUUGCUUUUUGACAGCACACUGCAGCCAGACAGCCCGAGUUUACGAGUCGUUACAUCGACGACCGUUUGAGCAUUGCAUCACAUUUCCUGCACUCUUCAUCAGGUAUUUGAUUGCAUCCAAAACCAUCAGUAGAUCUUCAAAAUGGAGUUCUUCAUCGAUGACCUUCGGGUCCUCUUCCCAUACCCCCGAAUCUAUCCAGAAACGCUCGAUGCCGGCGGAAACUGCGUUUUGGAAAUGCCUUCGGGCACAGGGAAAACUGUCACCCUGCUCUCCCUCAUUGUGGCCUAUCAGAUGUCGUCACAAGAGAAGCGACCGCUCAUCUACUGCUCCCGUACCAUGUCCGAGAUCGAAAAGGCUCUGGUAGAACUCAAGGCCCUGAUGAAGUUUCGAGCCGAGAGACUGGGGCAUGAAGAGGAUUUCCGGGCCAUGGGUCUAACGUCCAGAAAGAAUCUAUGUCUGCACCCAGACGUGAAACGAGAAAAGAGCGGUAGUGUUGUCGAUGCCCGCUGCCGCAGCUUGACAGCCGGCUUCAUUCAGGAGAAGAAGAGGAAGGGCGAAGACGUAGACGUCUGCGUUUAUCACGAUAACCUCGACAACCUUGAACCGCACAAUCUCAUACCCAACGGUGUUUGGUCUCUCGAUGGCCUGCUCAGAUACGGCCAGAAACACACGCAAUGCCCCUAUUUCACCGCGCGGAGGAUGAUGAGCCAGUGCAACGUGGUGAUUUACAGCUACCACUAUCUGCUCGACCCAAAGAUUGCCGAGCGUGUUUCCAAAGACUUCUCCAAGGACUGCAUCGUUGUCUUUGACGAGGCUCACAACAUCGACAACGUCUGCAUCGAAUCACUCAGCACUGACAUCACUGAGGAAUCUCUACGGAGGGCUACCAGGGGAGCCCAGUUUCUAGAGAACAGGAUCAAUGAAAUGCGAGACUCUGAUCAGCAAAAGCUGCAAGACGAGUAUGAGAAGUUGGUUGAGGGUCUCAGGGGCAACGAUGAAACUCGCGAAGAGGACUCGUUCAUGGCGAAUCCAACCCUUCCAGAAGACCUUCUCAAAGAAGCAGUGCCAGGUAACAUCAGACGAGCCGAGCACUUUGUUGCAUUUCUGAGGAGAUUCAUCGAGUACCUCAAGACCCGCAUGAAAGUCCGGCAGGUCAUCUCAGAGACCCCCCCUUCUUUUCUAGCCCAUCUGAAGGAGUACACUUUUAUCGAGAAGAAGCCGCUCCGAUUCUGCGCCGAGCGACUCACGUCCCUGGUGAGGACGCUGGAGCUGACCAGAAUCGAAGACUACCAACCCCUGCAAGAGGUGGCCACCUUUGCAACCCUGGUAGCGACCUACGAGAAGGGUUUCCUCCUGAUCCUAGAACCCUACGAAUCAGACACAGCUGAGGUGCCCAACCCGGUGCUCCACUUCACCUGCCUGGACGCUGCCAUCGCCAUCAAGCCGGUAUUUGACCGGUUCAGCUCGGUCAUCAUCACCUCUGGUACCAUCUCGCCACUCGAGAUGUACCCCAAGAUGCUCAACUUUGAGACGGUGGUGCAAGAGUCAUAUUCCAUGACCCUGGCAAGGAGAUCAUUCCUGCCCAUGAUUGUCACGCGGGGAAGCGACCAAGCCACAAUCUCAACGGGCUUCCAGGUCCGGAACGAACCUAGUGUCGUUCGAAACUACGGCAGUCUACUCGUGGAGUUUGCAAAGAUCACACCUGACGGAAUCGUCUUGUUCACCCCGAGCUACUUGUACCUCGAAUCGCUCAUUUCCAUGUGGCAGGGCAUGGGCGUGUUGGACGAAGUGUGGAAGUACAAGCUCAUCCUCGUCGAGACGCCCGACGCGCAGGAGACGGCGCUGGCGCUCGAGACGUACCGCACCGCGUGCAAGAACGGGAGGGGGGCGGUAUUUUUGUGCGUCGCGAGAGGGAAGGUGUCGGAGGGCGUUGAUUUUGACAAGGAGUUUGGCCGUACUGUCAUCAACAUCGGUGUUCCGUUUCAGUACACCGAGUCACGCAUCCUGAAAGCGCGGUUGGAGUUUUUGAGGGAGACGUACCGCAUCAGGGAGAAUGAUUUUCUCUCUUUUGAUGCGAUGAGGCAUGCUGCCCAGUGCUUGGGGAGGGUUAUCCGCGGCAAGGACGACUACGGCGUCAUGGUGCUUGCGGAUAGGAGGUUCAAGUCAAAGAUUCAGCAGCUGCCCAAGUGGAUCCAUCAAGCGCUGCUUGGUGCGGAUACUAAUCUGAGUACGGAUAUGGCGGUUAGUAACGCGAGGAGGUUUUUCAAGAUGAUUGCCCAGCCUUUCCGAACUGAAGACCAGGAAGGUAUCAGUAUCUGGACGCUUGAACAGCUCAAGGAGCAUCAGAGGAAGAUGCAGGAGGAGUUGAUUAGGGAGUUGCAGGCUACGGAGGAGAAGAGGGUGAAUCAACAGCAGCAGGCGCAACAGGCGCAACAGUUUAUUUCUGCGAGGGAGAGGCCGGAUAGUGAUUACGAGAUGGAUGAGGAUGAUGAGGCUGAGUUGAUGGCGUUGGAUCCGUAGUCGCUGACUUCACACGCGCUUGGGUUGUUAGAUAAUCGGUAGUCAUUUGUAACACAUAGUAUCAUCAAUCAAUAUAAGUCGUGGGGAGAA